UUGCAUCCUACAGUAUUUCGGUUUGAUGUGUGAUUGGAUUGUUACUGUAAAGUGUGUGUUAUAUUAGUGUGUGUAGUGCAUGUUUCAUUAAAUUUUACAAACAGAACUCUUAUUUUAAAUUGUAUACAGUGUUGAUAAUAUGGCUUCUUCCCGUAAGACUUUCACUAUUGAAGAAAAAUCGCACAUCAUUUGGCGAAUUGAGAAUGGUGAAGCAAAUAGGGACAUAGCGAAGGAAUUAGGGGUUGGACAUUCAACAAUUUCGGUAAUAUGGAAAAAUCGCGAUAAAAUUAAGCAGAGCUUUGAGACAAGUUCUAUGAAAUCAAAAAAACUUCGUCCUAGUCAAAACAAUGACGUAGAUCAAGCGUUGCUGAAAUGGUUCAAGAUACAAAGAGCGAAUAAUAUUCCUAUAAGCGGUCCAAUUUUGCAGAGUAAAGCAAAUGAUUUGGCUGAGUAGUUGGGUAGACCUCGCGAUAUUACAUCUGCAUGGAUACAACGAUUUCGCCAGUGCCAUGCAAUCACAAGUGGUAGAAUAAGUGGUGAGGCAGCAGCAGUUCCAACUGGUAUUCCUGAAGACUGGUUAAACAAUGUGUGGCCAAAAUUACGUGAUAUUUAUCCAGAUGAAAAAAUUUACAAUGCUGAUGAAACUGGAAUUUUCUUCAAACUGAAUCCUGAAAAAACAUUACGUUUCAAAGGUGAAAAGUGCACGGGGGGGGGGGUAAAUUGUCAAAAGACAGACUAACUGUUUUAGUUGCCGUGAAUAUGGAUGGGAGUGAUAAGCGCAAGCUGAUGGUUAUAGGGAAAAGUGCUAAAACUCGUUGUUUCAAAAAUGUUAAUUUAUUGCCAGUAACAUAUGAAAGUAACAAAAGAGCGUGGAUGACAAGUGAAUUGUUCACUUCCUGGCUAAGAAAAUGGGACAAUGAACUGAAAUUGAAAAAUGAUAAAAUAUUGUUGAUGGUAGAUAACUGUCCAGCACAUCCACAUGUUGAAAAUCUUACAUCUAUAAAGUUGGUGUUCCUCCCGCCUAAUACAACAUCUGUUUUGCAACCCUUGGAUGAAGGUGUUAUAAGGUCUCUGAAAGUCAACUAUCGGAAACGUCUCAUUCUACAAAUCAUUCAAGAUUUUGAUGAAGGAUGUGAAACAAAAGUCUCUGUACUCGACGCAAUUACAAUGUUAGAAAGAGCUUGGAAUGAAGUCACAUCCAUUACAGUGAAAAACUGUUUCAGACAUGCAGGAUUUUUAAUGCAGUCUGAUAACAUUAUUGAAUCUGCAUGCACAGAAGAGUCGUUACAAGAAUGGGGGAGAAGUUUGGCUCAACCAGUGUCUCAGGAUUUCUUUGAAGAGUAUGAAGAAGUAGACAAGGAUUUGGAAACGACGGCAGCUGUAAGUGAUGAGGAAUUGCUGACUUCGACUUUGAGAGAAGAAGACGACGUUACAAACACUGAGAAAGACAAUGAUAAUGAUGAGGAAAUCAAUCCACCAACACUGACUGAAGCUUGUAAAGCGAUCAAGACAAUUUGCCAAUUUCUUAGUGUCACAAAUACAGCAGAUGAAGCAACAAAAAAUGUUCUAUUUAAUCUAGAGAAACAGUUUCAAACAUCGUACUACAAUUCAAAGUGCAAAAAACAAACGAAAAUUACAGACUUUUUAUGCCGAGAACUUACAUAA
Nilaparvata lugens (brown planthopper) is the source of this 1665-nucleotide messenger RNA. RefSeq names its product tigger transposable element-derived protein 4-like. Gene Ontology annotation, cellular component: nucleus. The coding region runs from base 760 to 1665 and encodes 301 amino acids. The record is from RefSeq and is a predicted model, not a curated record. The transcript has 2 exons. Gene Ontology annotation, molecular function: DNA binding. NCBI's taxonomy places the organism in Eukaryota, Metazoa, Arthropoda, Insecta, Hemiptera, Delphacidae.